Helianthus annuus (common sunflower) is the source of this 613-nucleotide messenger RNA. Its product is annotated as heavy metal-associated isoprenylated plant protein 47. Bases 73 to 480 code for a protein of 135 amino acids. The record is from RefSeq and is a predicted model, not a curated record. The transcript has 3 exons. NCBI's taxonomy places the organism in Eukaryota, Viridiplantae, Streptophyta, Magnoliopsida, Asterales, Asteraceae.
CAUCAAGAGAGAGAGUGACUAGAUUCCAAACACACACUUGUUUAGCAUCUGAUCAUUAUCAACUUUAUUCAAAUGGCCAAGCAAAAGAUUGUGGUGAAGAUGGCCGUGAACAGCGAAAAGAAAAGCCGUAAGGCUCUGAAGAUAGCUGUUAGUGUCGCGGGUGUGGAGUCGGCAUCUUUCGUUGGUUCAGAUAAACAUCAGAUAGCAUUGACUGGUGAACGAAUAGAUCCAAUACAAUUGACAAAGUUGCUAAAGAAAGGUGUUGGUCACACAGAGCUGGUGAGUGUUGGAUCCGUGGAGGAGACGGCUCCAGCCCCUCCCGCCAGUGCUACGGCUCCAGCCCCUCCCGCCAGUGCUACGGUUAGUCAAGCACCAAUCGUGGCGCCACAGAUAAAUUAUCCUUAUUGUUAUAACUAUGGUGUGCCGUAUAAUAUCUACCAAGGCCCAUAUAACAACGAUCUGGCUUGCUCAAUAAUGUGAGACAUCAUCAAAUGAAACAGAUUAUUAAUUAGCAAUAUGAUUUGUAAUGUGUGUAAUCAUAAGACUGUAUAAUUUAUAUUGUUAUUAAGUUGGUACGUGAGAUUUAUACAAAAAGACAUAAAAUCAUUCAUUA